GUUCCGUGUCUUAGCAAGUUCAACGAAGUUGUAGACCUAACAGACUAGAUUUGUCCAAUAUAGUAAACCACCGAGUAACAAAGAACAAAAUUAUGGACGUGAACAUAACCGAGAGUGUUCCGGUACCACCAGACCCACUGGCACCGGACGAACCUCUCGCUGAGGAAGAGGAGGAGACCGAGGACAACACGCAGUCUGUGUGGGAACAUGACCCACUUGCAAAGAUCCCCAUCAAAGUGCUGCGGGGUCACACGGACACCAUCAGCAGCUGCCAGCUGGCGUUCAGCGACCAGAAGCUCGUCACCUCCUCGCACGACAAGACGGCCAUCCUCUGGGAUGUGGAGUCGGGAAGACCCCUACGUGUGUUUGAGGGGGGGCACACCGCCCCUGUCUCCCAGUGUACCGUCAUACCCGGGAAGAACAGGCUGAUCACAGCGUCGUGGGAUAAGACUCUACAGGCCUGGGACCUGGAGACAGGACAGAUACUGUGGUCUGCUCCCCAGGAGGGGCUGCUGACGUCCUGCAGUGCGUCGGGCGACGGUGAGGUUGUGGCCUCCGCCUCCGACAAGGUGAACGGACUCUGCCUCACCUGCACCGACACGGGGAAACAGAUCACUUUUAUUAGAGGGCUCACCUGCACCGACACGGGAAAACAGAUCACUUUUAUUAAAGGUGAGGCCUUACCUGAGCAGGGCUCGCCUGCAGCAGAGCUGUGA
Molecule: messenger RNA, 716 nt
Organism: Sardina pilchardus (European sardine)
Lineage: Eukaryota; Metazoa; Chordata; Actinopteri; Clupeiformes; Clupeidae
Product: WD repeat-containing protein 88-like
Exons: 6
Coding region: 93-716 (207 amino acids)
Molecular function (GO): protein binding
Source: RefSeq, a predicted model, not a curated record